AUGGGCAACGCCCUGGUCGAGUUUGCCUUGAAAGUCGUCAAGGAGGCCCGAAAAGUUGGCGCGAUUGUUGUCCUGGAGAAUCCACAGACGUCCUGGAUGUGGGAACUGCCCGAGUUGAAGGCCAAGAGGCGUGCGGAGCGGCUCCCUGAUGCCACCUUCGACAUCGAUGGAGAUGGCGUGGUAGGGCCAACCGACUAUUUUGUGGCCAAGACGUUUGCGAAGGAGCAGCGCAACCGGCUCGAUACUGGCGAUCGAGGCAAAGUCGUCGAAGCUUUGGAGCAGGGCUUUCUGGAUCGAUACUCCUGGGGCUACGACGAGGUGGGCGCGGCCCGGAAGAACGUCGUGAAACAGCUCCGAGGCCGGAUCUACAACGGCGACAACGGGCACGAGCUGAGCCACGUCUACCCGCCCCACUGGAACUCGGACAAAAUCCCGAACUACUGGACAGAGCUCAAGAUCUUGGACGGCGCAGGCGCUUUGUCCUGGCGCUGCGAGGGUGCUGUCGCAGUUGUGGACUACUGCACAUCCGUGAGCUUUGUCGGCGGCGAGCUGUGGAUGUGGGUUGGCGCGGGGCCGGUUGCUACUUGCCUACUUACGGCAGUGUCAGACUUUGACGCUCGGAAUUGGAAGCAAUCGUAUGGGGCCAUCUUGAGCAAUACUCCUGUUCUUGACUCGAAAUUCCUGGAGCCAGUGAGGCUGCUGAAUGAAUGCACCAGCAAAUUCAGCGACCAUCGAAUGUUCUGA
Molecule: messenger RNA, 744 nt
Organism: Symbiodinium natans
Lineage: Eukaryota; Dinophyceae; Suessiales; Symbiodiniaceae
Source: the annotation of a GenBank genome assembly